AUGCGAGCGACGGCGCUUUUGCGUGUGCGUCUACCAAAGGCACGCCGGCCACGAGAGAGGCCGUGGGAGGUUUUCAAUACGCGUGACUUUGGCUUCAGUGAGGGAUCGCAGAACUACAGCAUGUGGCUUCUGACCGCCUCAACCUGUGCAGCGCUGCUUCUGUUUGAGGGCUAUCAGCAGCUGCUGCGCAUCUUAGCGCGCGGCGACACGUGUCCUGCCUGCGACGCGGCCCGCGAACAUUACCGACAGCGCGUUGCUGACAAGGAGCGUGAGAUGCAGGAGGUAUCUCGCCGUAGUGGCCACGUCUGA
Messenger RNA from Trypanosoma conorhini, 309 nucleotides. RefSeq lists its product as uncharacterized. The transcript has a single exon. NCBI's taxonomy places the organism in Eukaryota, Euglenozoa, Kinetoplastea, Trypanosomatida, Trypanosomatidae. The coding region runs from base 1 to 309 and encodes 102 amino acids. The record is from RefSeq and is a predicted model, not a curated record.